This is a messenger RNA of Gordionus sp. m RMFG-2023, 2412 nucleotides long. Its product is annotated as high affinity cationic amino acid transporter 1-like. Gene Ontology annotation, molecular function: L-lysine transmembrane transporter activity; L-ornithine transmembrane transporter activity; L-arginine transmembrane transporter activity. The coding region runs from base 135 to 2288 and encodes 717 amino acids. Gene Ontology annotation, cellular component: plasma membrane. Gene Ontology annotation, biological process: L-arginine import across plasma membrane; L-ornithine transmembrane transport. The transcript is spliced from 13 exons. NCBI's taxonomy places the organism in Eukaryota, Metazoa, Nematomorpha, Gordioida, Chordodea, Parachordodidae. The record is from RefSeq and is a predicted model, not a curated record.
UAUAUACAAAAAAAUUUUUUUUCUUUCUUAAACUGAUAAAUAAUAAUUAAAAAGCGAAAAUAAUAUUCAGGGACAUAAUUUAAAGAUAAAAUAUUUUCGAAAAUUUUUUGUAUUAUACCAAAAAUUACAAACAAAUGGCUCGGAAGGAGAUGGUAAUUUGUAACAAAAAUUCUGGGAUAAGGAGAAAAACGAAUUCGUCUGGAGAAAAAACGGAUAAUUGUGACUCCCGUUGUGUCGACAUAUUAUUUCGUAAGAAGGGAAUUGAUUCUGGAAAGUUAUGCGACACCAAAUUGUCCAGAUGCCUAAACCUAUUUGAUCUCACUGCGUUAGGAAUAGGCAGUACUUUAGGUGCCGGUAUAUACGUGGUUGCAGGAAAAGUGGCUAAAGAAGUAGCGGGACCUGCCGUAAUAUUUUCAUUUCUCAUUGCCGCCAUAGCAUCGGUUUUCGCGGGUUUGUGUUACGCCGAAUUCGGUUCAAGAGUGCCAAAGACGGGUUCGGCUUACGUUUAUAGUUAUGUAACCGUGGGAGAAAUAUGGGCUUUUGUUAUUGGUUGGACUCUUAUACUCGAAUACAUGAUUGGCGCUGCAAGUGUAGCUAGAGCCUGGAGCGCUACCUUAGAUGGAAUGGCUCAUAAAAAGAUAUCUACGGCCUUGACAAAGCUAGUUCCACUUAACAUACCUCAAUUGUCGCCGUUUCCUGACUUUUUAGCAUUGGGGAUCACCAUUUUUUCUACCCUGAUAUUGAUAGUCGGUGUAAAGAGUUCCUCACGCUUUAACAAUAUAUUUACAAUGCUCAAUAUAUUGGUGGUCUUAUUCGUUAUCGUGUCCGGCGUCAUCAAGGGCAACAUUUCUAAUUGGAAGAUUGAUACCGAGCUCGUGAACUCACUGAAUACCACUGAAACUCUAUCAAGGAAUCAAGACUUGGGAAUUGGCGGUUUCUUCCCAUUUGGAUUCGCGGGUGUUUUAAGUGGAGCUGCCACAUGCUUUUACGCCUUCAUAGGGUUUGACGCUAUCGCUACCACAGGAGAAGAAGUGAAAAAUCCUCAAAGAACCAUUCCGAUCAGUAUAAUCCUAGCGCUACUUUGUUGUUUUCUGGCUUAUGUUGGGAUAUCAGCAAGCUUAACGCUAAUGGUUCCUUAUUACGAUCUCGAUCCUACCAUCCCCAUUCCUUCCGCAUUUUCCUACAUCAAAUGGAAUCAAGUGGAAAUUCUUGUUUCCAUUGGAACCAUGUGUGGCCUAUCUACCAGUCUAAUGGGAUCCAUGCUUCCAUUACCUCGUGUUAUCUAUGCUAUGGCUAGCGAUGGUCUUAUAUUCAGGAGAUUUGCCAAAGUGAGUCCCAAGCUUAAAACGCCGAUACUAGCCACCAUAUGUUCCGGUAUUUUUGCAGGAGUCAUGGCGCUGCUAUUUGAUUUAAAAGAUUUGGUUGAUAUGAUGUCCCUUGGAACUCUUUUAGCUUAUACUUUAGUAGCGAUUUGCAUCUUAUUACUUAGAUAUCGGCCUAGUGAAUCAUCAUGCGAAUCGACACUAUCGCCGCUUAUACCCGUAAACGAAUUCAUUUUAUCCAAAGAUAAUUCCGUAGAAAAGUUAGAUUUCAAUGUUGAUCGGGAAAAUAAUAUGGUAGAUGAUUUACAAAGUGGCGCAAACGGACCAACUUGGAAACAACUUUUUCUUGCAGGAGGAAAAGUUUCAGAUUUAUCUUCCAAAAUCGUGACCAUUUUAACCGUACUUGCGUGUCUAUCAAUAACAGCAUUUUGUAUUAUCCUGACGAGAGCUGAGAAACACGUAUUUGAAUUACAACCCGUGGCUAUCAUCCCCUUAGCCGUUCUUGGAACCGUCAUUCUCAUAUCUUUUUGUUGCAUUUCCAUGUUACCGCAAAACAAAAUGAAACUCAAUUUUAAAGUUCCCUUGGUUCCUUUACUGCCUUUCUUGAGCAUUUUUAUUAACAUUUACCUCAUGAUGAAUCUGGGCGCCAAUACAUGGAUUCGAUUUGUGGUGUGGAUGGCUCUGGGCCUUCUCAUAUACUUUCUUUACGGCAUUCGCCACAGUUCAGAGCGACGCAUGCCUCCUAUGUUACUAUCUGACGACCCCAUCAGUGCAGAUACAAAUGACAACGAUCGCAAGGAAAAGAUCAAAAUGUUGGCUCAUCUUAACAAACUGAAUACCAAAUCGGACAACUAUAGUUACGAGAAUAAUAAUUUGGAUUCUAUUAGAGUGUCACCCAAGCAAGUCAGCAGGGUUGAUACACAGUUAACGUUUGUUCCCUCUGAAUUAGACAUUAAAAAUUUAUAAAACGUUUACUCAAAAUAUUACUUAUAGCUCGCACCAUAUCUUUAUAUCUUGACAUAUUAUUCAUUCACUAAUAUAAAUAUUUGUAUAUAAGUAUUCUAUUUUUGCCUACAACAACAAUUAUGAA